Messenger RNA from Stegodyphus dumicola, 1268 nucleotides. Its product is annotated as DNA excision repair protein ERCC-8-like. The record is from RefSeq and is a predicted model, not a curated record. Gene Ontology annotation, molecular function: protein binding. Gene Ontology annotation, biological process: protein polyubiquitination; proteasome-mediated ubiquitin-dependent protein catabolic process; transcription-coupled nucleotide-excision repair. Gene Ontology annotation, cellular component: nucleotide-excision repair complex; Cul4A-RING E3 ubiquitin ligase complex. NCBI's taxonomy places the organism in Eukaryota, Metazoa, Arthropoda, Arachnida, Araneae, Eresidae.
UUGGUUCAAAACAACCUGAGAUCAUCCUUCUGGACCCAAAAUCUGGAUCCCAAACUCAUGAACUAAGAGGUCAUAGUCGUUCAGUUACAUGCGUUAAAUGGUCACCUUCUUCAGAGUAUUUACUUGCAAGUGGGAGUGAAGAUUCUAGGAUUUUAUUCUGGGAUAUCCGUUCUGCCAAAGGUUAUUUACAAACUCUUGAUCAGCAUAAUGGUGAAAGAGGAAGUAAUCAAAAUUCUGUAACAGCACAUUCUGGCAUUGUCUGUAGUUUACAGUUCACUAGUGAUAGCCUUCAUCUAGUGUCAUAUGGAACAGAUAGCCAGUUAAGACUUUGGGAUGUUGCAUUAUGUGCUAAUACAUUAGUAAAUUUUGGUAGAGUGCACAAUAGUUCAAGAGUGCGUCAACGUAUCAUUGAUUUAUGCUGUGAUUCUAAUCCUCAAUUAGUUUUUGUGCCAAGUGCCAAUAAUGUUCAAAUUUUUGAUCUGUUAACUGGCUGCAGAGUUAAGAAGUUAUUUGGCCAUUUCUGUGAUGUCCAUUGCUGUGUUUUUCGUUCUGGUGCUCAGCAACUUUAUAGUGCGGGUAAUGAUAUGAAUAUACUCUUUUGGACUCCUGAUCUAGCUCAGGAGAUAGAAGAAGAAGCGUGCAUGCCAAAAGGCUCAAAGCGUAAUAUUCAUGAACAUUCACCACAUUCUGAUUUCUGGUCUAGUGAUGAAGAUUAAAGUGAUAUAAUUUAUAAUUUAAGAAAUUUUGUUAAAUGAAAGAUUUUUUUUUUUAGUUAUGAAUGUCACUAAAAUCCUUUUUGUAAACAGAAUAUAUUUAUGACAUAGUGCAAUAUAUAUAUAUAUUUUAUUUCAAAGCUAUGACAAGUAUUUUUUGGAUACAAAACAGAGAUCUUGCUGUCUUCUGAGUCCAUUGGUGGCUAAAUGGUUGCCUAUGUGAGUGCUGUCAGUUUUGUCCUGAAUACUUUUUUUGUAUGCCCGGUGAAUCUUCAGGAAUUUACUUCAGUACUGGUUUUAUGUAUUUUCGAAAUUUAAUGAUUUAAUAUACUAAGGGCUAGAAUUAUAUGUAUGUAUAAGGUACAAUUAUAUCUUGUACUUGCAAUAGCCUCUAAAAUGUCCUUUUUAAUAUGGUUACCACCCCUUUCUGUCUUAAAAACAGUAUAAUGCUUAUAUUAAACCUUUUUGAAAAUUAUCAUUCCAAAAUUAUUGUCUAUCAUAUAGUACAGUCAAAAAUCGUUAAUCCAGACGUCCAUAAUCUGGACCUCAAAGCUA